Molecule: messenger RNA, 1347 nt
Organism: Lachancea thermotolerans CBS 6340
Lineage: Eukaryota; Fungi; Ascomycota; Saccharomycetes; Saccharomycetales; Saccharomycetaceae
Gene: NOP53
Product: Nop53p
Exons: 1
Coding region: 1-1347 (448 amino acids)
Biological process (GO): ribosomal large subunit assembly; rRNA processing
Cellular component (GO): nucleolus
Molecular function (GO): 5S rRNA binding
Source: RefSeq, a predicted model, not a curated record
AUGGCAGCUGAAAAGGAACGGCCGUCUCAGUACAGACAAUCUUCGCGUAAGGGCAAGAAGGCCUGGAGAAAGAACAUCGACAUUUCUGACAUUGAAAAGUCCAUCCGCCAGCAACAGGAUGAGGAGAUAACACAUGGUGCUAAAGAUUUGUCUUCUUUGCGUAAUGAAGAUCUGUUUCAGGUUGAUACUGUUGGUGAUGAAGUGUGGAAGCAGAAGCUGAUCAAGCGUAAGCAGAUAAAGAAAAACCUGAAAUCAUCAGAGAUUCUAGAUUCUAUCAAAACCAAUUCCAAGGUUGCGCCAUUAAAGCAUCCCAAGAGCCAAGCAGCCCAAGAUGAUGAGAAGAAGAAGAUUCAGGGUGUCUCAAAGAAAGAGCUAAGAAAGCUAAUGGCGCUUGCCGGUAGAAUCGAGGGUGAAAGCAAGCUGAAGAAUGCUGUGUCAAAGAAGGGUCUUGUCAGAGCCGGAACCAACGACCUUUGGGGCGCUGAGGAAGAAGUAAAAGUGCCAUCAGGCAUCAAGUUGGCCACCAAAGAUAGCACUGCUAUUCCCGAAGAACUGAAAAAGCUAUCCACCACUGGAUGGUCCAUAGCAACAGUGGCCCCUGAUACUUUGAAGAGGGCACCAAUGAAGGUUAAGGACGUUGAAGAAAUUCCACACGCCGGAAAGUCGUAUAACCCAAGUUCGAAAGAGUGGACAGAGCUUGUCAACUCCGAGUACCAAAGCGAAAAAGCGCGCGAAGAAGCUCGGUUGCAAAUGCAGGCUUACAGGGAAAGAAUCAAGCACCUCAUGGAAACUUUGGACAACAAUGAGGAAGAGGACUCUGAAGACGACGAGGAUGAGGCUGAUGAGAACCAGGAACCUCAAGAAAACGCGGAAGCUUCCUCUGAAAUUAAGCUGUCGCUGAACAAGCCUUCUGCCAACAAAAAGAAGACAAAGUAUCAAAGAAACAAACAGAGAAGGCACCAAGAGAAACUCAGUUUGCAGAAAGAGCUGAAGCAGCUCAAAGGACAGCUGCGCGAGCUCGAGCGCUUCGAGGAAAUCGAGAAAGACGUUCUUGAAAAGCAGGCUGCUCGUGAAGCCGAAAAACAAACCAGAGUUGGGAAAGAGAAGCCCAACAAAAAGCAUAAACUAGGAACAAAGCAUUCAGUCAUUGAAGGUAAUCUCGAAUUGAAAUUCUCGGACGAAUUGUCGGACUCUUUGAGGAAGUUGAGGCCCGAAGGUAAUCUACUCUACGACGCCGCGAAGAAGCUACAAAGCUCAGGUAAGAUCGAGACACGUAUUCCCGUUAAAAAGGGCAGGAGGUACGCUCCAAGAAUUACCGAAAAGUGGACUUACAAGGAUCUUAAAUAA